AUGGCUUUGUUUCUUGCUUCGUCCUCACAAAAUUCAGACUUUGAGCCAAAGAAAACGGAUAAAGAUGAACGAAAAGAACAAUUUGAGGAUAUAGAGAAUCCAAGUGCAGAGGAAAUCUUAAAACGAAUCAAAGAAUGUUGUGGAGAAGCAGUGGGGAAAGCGUUUGAAGGUACGAACGUUGCUUUUAUAUUUUCGGCGGGAAACGGCCCAGAAUGCUACAAACCUUCCAAGUUUCUCUCUUUUUAGUUUUCCUUUACUUUUUGGCGUGCUUUUAUUGAACAACAACAAUCUGUGGUACUUUGCAUUGGCGAAGACUUGAACAAUAUUAAAUCAAUAUUUCCUAGCAAAUGUAAAGUUUACUUGUUUAUUCCAUGGCCGUCCAUUUUGCCUACAUACUGAACUUUUGCUAGAAAAAAAGUUUCAUGAAGUCGAGAGGUUGAGGUUUAAAGCUUACUUCUCUUUUUCUUUGAAUUAAAUGUAAAAUCUCUGUUAUUUUAUAUACCCGUUCCAAGCACUGACUUGAUUGAGAAUAAAAAAACUGCCUUGCACGAUACAUGUUUUGAAUAUGUAAAACUGGCAGAAGUGCAGGUCAUAGCUUUCUAGGUUUUCAUCUCAGCUAAUAUAUAAGCUUAUGAUAUAUAAUACACGAAAAAUAUGUGUGUAUGUUACUGGUACAUAACAUCCUAAACUGGUCAAAGCCCUGUUUUCUUCCCUUUGGAUUAUUAUUAUUUUUUUAACAUUGAAGGUUAAAGGUUUUUGAUUUGCAUUACUGAUUUUAAAAUUGCAGGACAGUGGCGAUAUUGGUAGCUUUGGAUCAACACUUUCACCAGAUAACUCUGAAAACGAAAAAGGAGACCCACCACCUUCCCAGGCUAGUACUGCAGAGGGGGGUAGCAGUAUUCAGUUGUCACCAAAACUUUGCAAGAUGAUUGUGAGAUUUAUAUGUGGAAGUGUUUUGGGUGGAGAGGAGAUCUCAAAGCUGCUGAAGAAGAGAUUCUCUGUCACACCUAGAAAUCUCACGCCCCUCACACUAUCUCAACUGUUGGAAGUGGUGUCCAAGAAGCCAGCAAGGCACAAGUAUGUGGAAAUCCCUGAUGAACCUGUUGAUCCUAGGCAGCUGAAGAUGGCUAUGAUAAAAGUGAACAAGGAGACUGAAACAAGUUACCUUUCAUCACUUUAA
Molecule: messenger RNA, 1180 nt
Organism: Porites lobata
Lineage: Eukaryota; Metazoa; Cnidaria; Anthozoa; Scleractinia; Poritidae
Source: the annotation of a GenBank genome assembly